AGCUCCGCACUUCCCCUCUAGCUGUUCCUGUCGCAUUUAUCCCCAUCCCUCGAGCAUUAUUCACACCCAUGGCGUCCAACCGAACUCGCCGUAUCACAAAGGAAAUUGCCGAUAUUCGUGCAGACACCCACUCCCAAAUCACCGCAGAGCCCGUUGGCGACGAUGACGAUGUCACGAACCUCCGCGGUACUUUUCCGGGCCCUCCUGGGACGCCAUAUGAGGGUGGCACAUACAAAAUCGACAUCAAGAUACCCACCGAGUAUCCGUUCCGACCGCCUGUAAUGAAGUUCCUGACAAGGGUUUGGCAUCCAAAUGUUAGCAGUCAAACGGGUGCUAUCUGUCUCGAUACACUAUCAUCCGCCUGGUCCCCUAUCCUCACCAUCAAGGCUGCCCUCCUCUCACUUCAGUCUCUCCUCAGCACACCAGAGCCCAAAGACCCACAGGAUGCCGAGGUCGCGUCUAUGUUGCUUCGGAACCCCAAAGAGUUUGAUCGUGUCGCGCGAGAGUGGGCUGUCCAACACGCAGGAGCGCCUAGGAAAGCAGCCGGAGAAGGUAGCGGUGGUGCCACGACCGAAUCCCUACGGCAGUUGGAGCAGAAGGAGAGGGAGGACAGAGACAAGGAAGACCUCUCCAAAUACGACGGGUACAACAGGCAGCUGAUUGAUCGUUUUGUUCAUAUGGGUUUUGAUGUGGAUCAGGUUGUGUCAGCUUUCAACUACUACGGCAUUGACCGCAAUGGCGGCGAGGACUAUGAAUUGGAGGAAGCCUACAUGGGCGAUGUAACCGCUCGACUCCUCGGCGAGCCCUAAAAGCCACGCUCGUCCGACUCGAACGUGAAUUUGUUUGUUAUAGGUGGACUUGAUGACGAGCACGGUGCCCGGCGAAUUCGUUCUAUUAUUCUGGCUUAUUUAUUCGCCCGUUCUUCGGGUUUUGGGACAUUUAUCAGAUAUGUUAUCGCAGUUCAACUCAUAAACGGAUCAUUUAGCAUAUCGACAUCAGCUGGUCUCUUUCAAUUUAGCUGUCUUAAAUUAACUCUACUUGCUAGUAAUUUUUCAGUAGAGUAAUAUUAUUAUUUUCC
This is a messenger RNA of Aspergillus versicolor CBS 583.65, 1078 nucleotides long. Its product is annotated as E2 ubiquitin-conjugating protein UBC1. Gene Ontology annotation, molecular function: protein binding. The transcript has 3 exons. The record is from RefSeq and is a predicted model, not a curated record. NCBI's taxonomy places the organism in Eukaryota, Fungi, Ascomycota, Eurotiomycetes, Eurotiales, Aspergillaceae. Bases 69 to 809 code for a protein of 246 amino acids.